GUUUGAAUUUCAUACUAAAAAAAUGGGACAACUCAAUUUUGAAAUUGGUUAAAACCAAUCUUCAAAAAGUUAUAUAGGUGAUGCAUGGAAGGUUUCACGGUGAUCAUGGGGAUUGCCUUUUGUCCUUCUUAUAUCGUUGAUAUUGUUCAUUGCGAUCCAAGAGCUCUGAAAGACAUUUUAUGUGGAUUCAACAAUCUGGAAUGCAAGCGGAUGAAUAGAUUGAUCAUAUUUUCUUCCCCUAUGAAUUUGUUGCCUCGGUUUGGAAAUGGAUCAUGGAGUGGCCGACUUUUUAUCUCACACCCUUCGUUAUGUUCGAGUCUCUUGGGGUUGAUGAAUUCAGGAGGUGGUAGUAAAAGUGUUGAAUUUCAGAUUAUUGAUUACUGGGAAAAGAAUAUAAAAAUGCGUACAAAACCAAUAAUGGCGACAGUUGAGUGGUUCGUUUUUGAGGUUGAUAUGGUGGAGAAUAAUGCCGGUUACGCGUCACCGGAGACUCCAACCGGUGGCCGCAGUCUCCGUUUUCUUUAA
Lactuca saligna is the source of this 525-nucleotide messenger RNA. NCBI's taxonomy places the organism in Eukaryota, Viridiplantae, Streptophyta, Magnoliopsida, Asterales, Asteraceae. The record is from the annotation of a GenBank genome assembly.